CUGCUGAAAAAUGUUGAAGGCGCGCGUCGCUCGCGUUUCAUGAGCUCUCCGAUCGCCGAGUUUCCCAGAAAAAUUGCAACAAGUGCGGAGAUCGUAAGUGACGUGUUGUUGUGAUCGCUUUGCAUCGAAAUCGCGGCCUGUGAAAAGUGCUUUUUGUUUUUAUUUCACCCAUUUGGCGAUUUCUCCAUAAUAUUCGUAUUGCCUUACGCACUUGGCUCUCUUUCGACGCCGACUGCGCAGCCGCCGCGACGCGAAAUGUGCAACAACAAGUUAAACAGCAACUACCAACACAACGACAAAGUUAACCAAUAUUUAAUUGCUGGCUUAAUUUAAUUAGCGGCCCCAAAGUGCAGUGCAAAAUACGCAAAUAACGAGAAAAAGCUGUUCACUCUGCUUUUCACCUGGAUUACAAAACAGGAUAAAUUGGAUUACACGGGCGACAAAGAAAGAGACAGUCAAAGCCCCAACAAAACAAAACAUAAACGACGUCGCACUGGAGUCACAACACGACCAAUUUUUCCAGAACUGAGACGAGAAUUUCCCCACCCCGAAUAAAACCUGUACAGUAUGUCACAUGAUAAGAAGAUGUUGGAUCGCGAGGCAGUUCGUUCAGUGAUACAGCAAUGGAAUGCCAAUCGAUUGGAUUUGUUUGCGCUCUCCGAGCCAGACGAGAACCUGCUCUUCCAUGGCGUUAUGCGCUUCUACUUCCAAGAUGCUGGCCAGAAAGUGGCCACCAAAUGCAUUCGCGUGGCUUCCGAUGCCACCGUCACAGAUGUCAUAGACACACUCAUUGAGAAAUUCCGUCCCGAUAUGCGGAUGCUAUCCGUGCCCAAUUACGCCCUUUACGAAGUACAUGCCAAUGGUGAGGAGCGCAGACUGAAUGCCGACGAGAAGCCGCUGCUGGUGCAGCUCAAUUGGCACAUCGACGAUCGCGAGGGUCGAUUCCUGCUUAAGAAUAUAGACCAGAAGACCACUCCCAUCGAACAAACAGAUCUUAACUUCAAGCGAAAACUCUCGAAGCGCGAGAAAAAGGAGCAGAAGAAAAAGGAGAAGAUGGCCAAGCUUAGCUCCGAUCCGCCCACCUCCAAUGGCAGUCAUUUGGGGUUGGGCAAUGGUAUUGGUGGAUCCUCGGGAUCAGCUCACAUGAAUGGCAAUGCUGGAGGAAGCGGCGGUGAUGGCAGCGAUGCCGUGGCCGGAAAACUGUACACGGAACUUCCGGAAACUUCGUUCACACGAUCGAUCUCAAACCCGGAGGCCGUGAUGCGUCGUCGGCGUCAACAGAAGCUCGAGAAGAAGCUGCAACAGUUUCGUUCUAGGGAUGGUGGUCCGGAUACCGGUGGAACGCUAAAGAUUUACGGCGAGAGCCUGUGCCAAGAUGUGCCCUACAAGACGCUGCUGCUCUCAAUUCGCGACUGUGCGCAGGCGGUUGUCCGAGAAAUGCUCACAAAAUACGGACUGGAGAAGGCCGAUCCCCUGCAUUAUUGCCUGGUUCAGGUCAACAGCGAUGGAACUGAAUAUAUACUUGACGAUGACGAGUGCCCGCUAUCGAUACUCAUGAACCAUCCAACGUCGCGAGGCUCUAUCAUGUUCCAUGUGCGGCGCCGCCCAGCGGACUCACAGCCCCGAAGACGAAAGAAAAAACCACUGGGGACCGCUAAUGGGGCCAACCACAUAUCCGGCGAUCGCGAGGGUCCCGUCCUAGUGGAAGUGACGCACAGCGGCGAUGGUGGUCGGCGGAUCAAGUUGGGUAGCGACCCCGUGGAGGUGGGAUCGGCGAAUACUAAUUGCCUGCAGCUCUUUGGACCCUCGAUCCAGCCGAGGCAUUGCCUUAUUUCGUUGCUGGAGGGCGUUUGUACGGUGACCCCUCUGCACACCGAUGCCCUGACCUUUGUCAACGGCCACCACAUCAGUCAGCCGACCAUUCUGCAUAACGGCUCGGUUGUAAUGUUUGGACGCGUGGCCUCGUACCGAUUCCUCGAUUCACCCACGGAUGGACGCUAUAAUCUGGCUCUGUCGCAAUCCCAACUGGACUCAGCAUGCCUCUACGAAAGCCGCUCGCCCACAUCCCCAGGAUCAUGGAACGAUGAGGAUGGAGCCUUGAGUUCGACCCACAAAAGCGACUACGACCAACACCAGCAAUCAAAUCAAUCCAGUGCAUAUCACAAUAACAAUAAUAACUCUAGUGAUCAUCCUCUGAGCAGCACUCUGAGAGACGUGGUGGAUAGUAAGGCUGGACAGGAACAGGUGGUCAAUUCUAACAACUACGAUGGUCAAAGCCUGGAGGGUAAUCUGGAGAACGAGACCAAGUCAAUUUCCAGCAUGAAAUCGGGUGGUUCCAACAGCCAAGAUCGGUCUCCCAAAAUGGCCGGCUCUGGUCUUUUGGGCGGAGGUGGCAGCGGUUCCGGCGAUGCCCAGGGUCAGGAACCCAUUCUGCCGGCUGUCCUAGAGUUCCCCGAAACUCACCAGGAACUCUUUCUGCGUCACAUUAUCAGUGAGCUGGAUGUGAACGUUCCGCACUUUAAGCUGGCACCCGUCUACUCACUUUACCUGUGUGCCAGAUAUCGAGCCUCAACCCACUAUCGCCCGGAGCUGCAACCCACGGAGCGUGCCCACAAGCUCACCAUGUUCCUGCACCACGUGGCCAAUCUGGUUUACAGCGUGGUCCAAGAGCAGUACACGGAUCCUCGAAUCCUAGCCUUUUGGAUGGCCAACAGCUCGGAGUUCCUGCACUUCCUUAAAUCAGAUCGCCACAUCAGCGCUUUUAGCGUUCAGGCUCAAGAGGUUUUGGCCGAGGCCGUGCAGACUGCGUUUCGCAACCUUGUCAACUGCUUCCGGCUGGAACUCUCGCAAACCCUCAACCAGUUUCUUUCCGAGAACAUUGAUCACGAUUCCGCGGCGGGUCUCGUUCUGACAGUGUUGGGAUCGGCGAUGGCUCUUCUUCGACGCUGUCGCGUAAAUGCAGCCCUAACUAUCCAGUUGUUCUCCCAGCUGUUUCAUUACAUCAAUGUCAUAUGUUUCAAUACGAUUGUGGCAAACUCUCACAUGUGUACAGCUGAUUGGGGCAAAGUGAUGACGGAGCGACUCCAGUUGCUAGAGCUGUGGGCAGAACGCCAAGGACUAGAAUUGGCGGCGGACUGCCACCUGGCCAAGAUCAAUCAGUGCGCUCAGUUCUUGCAGGCACCCAAAUCCUCUGUAGAGGAAAUUCAACAAUUGGCCUGCUCCUGCUUCCGUUUGAACUCCUUGCAGAUGGCUGCGUUGCUGCAGCAGGAGAAGCUGCCCCGCAACUUAGUGGAUACGGCUAUAAGAAUGGCGGAGUCCGUGGCCGACGAGCUGACCCGCGCCGAUGGACGGGAGGUCCGGUUGGAGGAGUCGCCCGAGCUGCACUUGGCGCUGUUGCUACCCGACGAUGGUUUUAGCUGCGAUGUUGUGAGAGGCAUCCCCACGGGUCUCGUCGACUUCCUCAAUCCCCUCCAGCAGCAGGGCAUGUGCCGACUGGCGGCCCAGCCCACCUCGAUUGGUCUCUGGACGGUCUAUAUGCAUCAGUUUAAUGCCCGCAGUUCCAGUGCCAUGUCGAACAAGCUUCCCCAGCCGGAGUUGCAGCUAAUCAAGCUGCACAAGAACAGCAACGGCAUGGGCUUAUCCAUCGUGGCAGCCAAGGGAGCUGGCCAGGAGAAACUGGGCAUCUAUAUCAAGAGUGUGGUUCCUGGCGGAGCGGCAGACGCGGACGGACGCCUGCAAGCUGGCGAUCAGCUGCUGCGCGUAGAUGGCCAGAGUCUGAUUGGGAUCACCCAAGAGAGGGCUGCGGACUACCUUGUGCGGACGGGUCCAGUGGUCAGUUUGGAGGUGGCCAAACAGGGAGCCAUAUACCACGGGCUGGCGACGCUGCUGCAGCAGCCUAGCCCAGUCAUCCAGCGUGGUAAUCGACGUAUGUCCGAACGCGAUCUGACGCGGAUGGGCGGCGCCGAGUCGACUAAAUCCCUGGGUCCACUGAUAGCCAAUAGUCAUCCGAAUCAUAGCCUCAGUCUCAGCCAACAUCUGAACAACAGCCACAACAACACCAUAGGCAAUAGCAACAAUAGUAGCAUCAUCAAUCCCUUAGCUGCACACCUGCCCAACAGCAAAUCGGUGCCAGCUCUGCAUCACCACACGGGAUCGGGUACCAUAUCCCUGGCCAAUUCCAAGUCACGCAGCACGCACAGUUUGCAUAACAAUACAUCAGGAAUGGGGGGAAUCGGCGGAGCAGGAGGAGUCGGAGGGGCCGGAUUGCUGGGUCAGCCAAAUGGCAGCCACAACAAUGCAAAUGGAAAUGGCAACGGCAACGAGCAGGGAUUCUAUCAGAAUCUCAGUGUGUAUCGGGCACAAAAUCAAAGCCAACCGAUUCUGAACGAGAGACCGCCGAUCGCCACACAUGCCGCCAUGAACGCUUACAAUGGCAAUUCCCCGCUUGCACCGCAGCAACAAUCACAGCAGCAACAGCAACAGCCAUCGCCCUACCAGCAGCAGCAACAUCUGCAGGCCAAUGCUAAUCUGCCUCCCACUCGACCAGUCUCUGCCUAUUACCACAGCCAGCAGUCCGCGCAGCAGCAACUCCAGCAACAGCAGCAGCAACAACAGCAGCAACAGUUCGCACUCAGCAGCAGCAAUCUCAAUGGCCAGCAGUCCCAGCACCAGCUCACCUUGAACAAUCGCACCAAGAGCCAGCAGAACUUCCAGCACACCCUGCGAAUGCAGCAGAUGAUGGCUCCAUCGAUGCCCAAUAUCAGCAACAUGUACCACCACCAGCAGCAACAACAGCAACAGCUGCCUCUGCAGCAGCAGCAACCACAGCAGCAACCCGUUAUGAGCAGCAGCCAGAGCAUGCAAAAUGUCAACGAUUUUACAGGUGGCUAUCAGAAUGGCAGCCUGGAGUAUAGACGCAGUCAGCUCCAUGACCCAACCACGCUUUACGAGCUUCAGCAGCAACAAUUGCAACAGCAGCAGCAACAGUCACCUAAUUUUAUAGCCCUGCCCCCGAAACCCCUGGGCAGCCUACAGUCUCCCAAUAAACCAAACGCUCCACCAAGUACAGCGCCCAAACCGCAGCAGCAACAGCAGCGAUAUCUCGGACAACCAAUUCUGGCGGAGGACAAGCCUCCAUUGCCGCCCACCGCCACCCAUCCUCUAUUUAAGGCCACGCAACAGAUUGCUCCGGGUAUGAAUUAUGUAGCCAGUACUUUGGACCCCCCAAAGGGCAGCUACGUGCCCGCAAACCAAGCAAGCAACCGUCCUCUUCACAGCGGGACCAAUCCUUGGGAAAGAGAGGAGCGCGAAAAGGAUCUGGAAAUGCGACGGGAACACAUUCGGCAAUGGCGAGAGCAGCAGAUCUCGGAGCUCUCCCAGAUCAUCUCGCGUUCUCCCAUGCAAGAAGAGCAACUGAAAACCCUGAUCUUAGAGCGAGAUUUCGAGCGAAGAGCACAGGAGUUGCAAGAGCAGGAGGAGCAGGACCAGGAGCAGCAGUAUGACAAGGAGAACGUGCAGGAGCUGUUCCGGUUAGCUGGUAGCGGCCAGGUCAGUGCCAUACAAACACCAAUCACCAGUUACCGCCAGACGGAGAUCAAGCUGGCGGAGAUUACGGAGAGCAGCAGUCCGGUGGACUCGGUGCCGGCUCCACAGCCAGCAGCACCCACUACACAACCGAUGAGCAGCAACACCCAGCAGCCGAAGAGCAUACUUAAGCAUAAUCGAUAUUCCGAGGGAGGAGUUGGGCCCAGUGGAGCCCCCUCGUCGCCAUCGAAAUCGCAGAAAUCCGCCAGUUUCGCGGAUGAGAGACAUCUGCAUACGGAACAUCCCAUAUCGAACCUGGCGAAAGAGCUCAACCAGCUAACGAUGCUCGAUAAGGAUAAUAACAACGAGACCUUGGAUGCUGUAGUUCCUCCACCGCCGCCACCGGAGAGAAAUAGUUCUUACUUGAUAAUGUCACAGCAAAAACUGCGGGGAAGCACUGGAAACGCGACCUCAUCAAUGGGUCUACUCAAAACAGCCACUAGCAAUCAGGCAGCAGCUGCCGUGGAGAUUAAAAAGGCUUCGCUACUGAACACCCAAACCAAUAAUAACAACAAUCUGAGUGGCAGCUUGAACAACAACACCAUGCAGGGAUCACCGCUUAGCGCCAUGGAACUCAAUGCCGCCUAUGUUUCGGCUACGGGAACAGGAAUGGUUGGAGGAUUGGGCACACCACCUCCGCCGCCGCCGUUAAUGCAAAGGGACAACAAGCGGGUGAGCUUCCACGACGAAGAAAAUAACUUUGUAGGCGGAAAUAGCCAGCUGCAGCAGCAAUACAUCAUGGACAACUUCGGUAUGGAGCAUCAGGAUUUGGACACUAUCAGAGAAGAUACCAGUUAUCUGCAGCAUAAUCUGGAUGCCUCCAUGCUGCCAUCGAUGCCAGCUACUCCCGAUACUGCCCUCUGGAAUACCUCAGUGCAGUCGACUCCCGGCGUCAUUGGAGCGCAAGAGGUGUAUAGAGAUCCUCGCACGCGUCGCCUGGCGGAGAAGCAACAGCAGCAACAGCAACAACGCGCUGGAGAUGCGGUGCCCGAAAAGCUUUCGUUCAAGGAGAAGAUGAAGAUGUUUGCUUUGGAGUCGGGAGAGGAUAACACGCCCAAGGACAAGCUGAAGAUAUCGCGGGCCCAGCGAGAUAUAGAUGCGGUGCACUAAGAAGGAGGAGAGAUCGUUGCUAAAUGCUAUGUACAUACAGACCCACUACAUACAGAACCCACAAAGCUUAUACUUCAAUAUAUUGGGGCCAAGUUGUUACGUUAGCUCUACAAAAUACACACAUAGAUAUAUAGAUCAAGUUAUAUAUACCAGAUUACGAUAGAAACAAACAUACCUAACGAAUUUGCUAAGCAAGGCAAUAACACUCCAUAGUUAUCGCGUUUCCGAGUUAAUUGCCACACAGAAAAUGUUAACUAAAUUCAAUUAGUGAGAAUUGUCAGUGUAUAUCAUUAUAGUCUAUAUAUACCUAUGUUUAUAUAUACAAAACUAUAACGAGCCUAGACAGGGCAACGAAAGCGAGGCGAGCCACAUUUGUAAAGCGUUUUAAACAUUUAACAUUAAACCCUAUGAUUAACAAUUAGUUACAUCAGAUUACAGCAUACAAUUAAUGGUUAAAAACAGUGUAAAUGAGCAGAGUUAGUUUAGAUAUACAUAUAUUUACCUGGGAAUCGUGCGGAACAAAAAACGUUAAUAUAUAUGUACUGUAUUCUUUAGAGAACUCUAAGCCACAACAACGUUAAAACAAAUGGUCCAAUUAUUCAAUUAUUAAAGCUAUAUAUUUACAAACCACGAACGAAAGAGUAAUAAAAUAUUUAAAAGUUCA
Messenger RNA from Drosophila rhopaloa, 7357 nucleotides. RefSeq names its product afadin (gene cno). Gene Ontology annotation, cellular component: adherens junction. Lineage: Eukaryota; Metazoa; Arthropoda; Insecta; Diptera; Drosophilidae. Gene Ontology annotation, biological process: regulation of protein localization; signal transduction. Bases 568 to 6693 code for a protein of 2041 amino acids. The transcript has 20 exons. Gene Ontology annotation, molecular function: cell adhesion molecule binding. The record is from RefSeq and is a predicted model, not a curated record.